Armigeres subalbatus is the source of this 2395-nucleotide messenger RNA. RefSeq names its product ubiquitin-conjugating enzyme E2-17 kDa (gene eff). The record is from RefSeq and is a predicted model, not a curated record. Gene Ontology annotation, molecular function: ubiquitin conjugating enzyme activity. Gene Ontology annotation, biological process: protein polyubiquitination. Lineage: Eukaryota; Metazoa; Arthropoda; Insecta; Diptera; Culicidae. Gene Ontology annotation, cellular component: nucleus. Bases 455 to 898 code for a protein of 147 amino acids. The transcript is spliced from 6 exons.
UGAAGUGCUCGUAAUUGCGGAGGGAAUCGUCAUCGAAUCGAGCGAGUGAGUGUAGCAAAAAUCAACCAAGGGAAGGAAGAGGAAAAACCGUAGCCAUCUUGUAAUACGUUCUCGUCGGCCUGGUUAGCACCGAUUUCGGAAGGUUUUCUUCAGUUUCGGUUCUUUUUCACUGCUCUCCCCCUUUGUGUGAAAUUCGCGCGCGUGUGUAUGCGUGAGUAUCGCAACAAGAGCCAAUAGGGGAAGAAGAAGCCAUAGCGUAAAGAAGAGUUGAAGCAGACGGACUUUUUUUUCCUAUUGACGAACGAGUGAGAAAUAUAUCAAGUAGCUGCAAGUAAGCAGGCCCAGAGAAUUCCAAAUUUGCUGCAAGGAGGCAGGAAUUGCCCGUUAAUAUCCUAGAAAAGCACUCCCCAACAGCGCGGAGGCUACUCCACACAACCCGUUCGCAGCAGUACAGAUGGCGUUGAAGAGAAUUAACAAGGAACUACAAGACCUGGGGAGAGAUCCACCCGCACAAUGCAGUGCAGGACCAGUGGGAGAUGAUCUAUUUCAUUGGCAGGCAACAAUUAUGGGACCGCCAGACAGCCCGUACCAAGGAGGUGUAUUCUUCUUAACCAUACAUUUCCCUACAGAUUAUCCAUUCAAACCACCCAAAGUGGCUUUUACAACACGCAUAUAUCACCCUAACAUAAACAGCAACGGUUCGAUUUGCCUCGACAUCUUACGAUCUCAAUGGUCACCUGCAUUGACUAUUUCGAAAGUGUUGUUAUCAAUUUGCUCUCUGCUAUGUGAUCCAAAUCCAGAUGAUCCCCUCGUACCGGAGAUCGCUAGAAUAUACAAAACCGAUCGAGAAAAAUACAAUGAACUCGCGCGGGAGUGGACACGAAAGUAUGCUAUGUGAUGCGUUCCAGAAAUAAACCUAGAAAUCAACAAAAACAACCACAACCAGAGAACCAACAAUAACCACAUCAAAAACAACAACAGAAAACAACAGCAACCCAUUGUAUCUGAAUUGCUACUCGUACUACUUCUUCUACUGUUGCUCCAACCUAAGCCGCUCAUCACUCGUAAGAUGAUUACUGAUGAUGAUGUCGAUAAUGCCGGGAAAGGAGGUGGCCAAGACGAAACAUUUGGUUGCAGCGACAGCAGCAGUAUGACUCCCAUACAACUUUCUUCUACCAACAACACCUUGCAGCAGAGUUUUCGCCACCGAAUCCUUUUCUCCGUUCGUCGUCCUUGUCGUAUUCGUCUUCGUCAUAAUUGUCGUCAGCAGUGGCUAUCCCGUGGACGUUCGCAUCGAAGAGAUGAGUUACAGCAAUUACAACUUGCAAACAAUACGUUUAACAUUAUUUAUUAAUGCAUACCAACAGAAAAAAAAUACACAAUGUCAAGAUAAUCAGCUGGAAGCUAUAGAAAUCGAGAUCAAGUUCGUAAAUCACUACUGCUGGAGGAAGCUGAAAACAACAACUCGAGAACAGUAAAUAAAUCUAUUGAUUACUCUUAAAAACAUUAUCCCUAAUGGAGAAAAACGUUGCAACGGUGAUAACGAGCGCGUGUUAGUGUUCUGAACAAUUCCUCUGAACACGCUUUUUUCUAAUUCUAUGUUAAACUAUUCGAAAGCAUAUUUCAGUUUAGCUGAAACUCCUUUUUUUGUUUCUCUCCUUCAUUUUGAAUUAGUGUUGUCUAUUUCGUUUUUAGUUUUUUACGAAAAAUAUGAAAUAUUUAGUAAAAUUGAAUUGCUAUGUACUAGUUUUUUUUUUACUUAAAAAAAAAGUUUGAAAGAAUCGAAUGGUAGAAAUUUUUAAAGAUAUUUUUCUAGAAGUUUGAUUUUAGGAUGAUUUAUAAAAAGGAUAUUUACCUUAAUUCGUAUGAAUUACACAUUUUGAGUUCAGAUGAUCGCAGUCUUUUCUCUUAAAAUAUAAAAUGAGGAAUCCUGCUAAAGAAUUGGGAAAUCAUGAUAUCAUGAUUACCAUAAAUCUGCAUAGUGAAUGAAUUAUAAAUCUACCGAUAAUGAUGAAUAAUUUAUUAUUUUAUGUUUGCUUAGUAAACUACGUGUCGUAGCAAUAGUGGAACAGAAAAAUAAACUGUAAAUGAUGGAAAAGGACAUUUUGCAUACGUUGAAUUUUGGAGGGAGAUUGAGAUGCCGAAAUGAGCGCGAGAUUCGUGAGUAAAAAAAUAAAAGAGUAACUCAAAUACUGUAAGCACUGCGUACAUGCUAAAGUGAAAAUCAAAUCGUUCGAAUUUUCGACGAGAAACAGCAGCAGGAUGAAAGAAAAAUAUUAUUUUAUUAGACUUUUUAAUUAGAAUAAUUAUUACUAUUACUGCUACCUUAACUAAACAUAUGGAACAUAAUACUGGAAGUAAUGCGAAAGAAAAGUAAAAUCUGAUACAAAACCCA